GUAAAAAGUGAACUCUUCAGAUCGGAUUUGGUGGCGUGUGGACACGUGUGCUUGUUCUGUUUUGCUACUCAGAUAAAUCAGCUCAAAUGUGGUACAUGCAUGGAUGAUGGAAGCAUGUUUAUUUUGAGGAUAACUUAAGUGGGUCAAGCAGAGGUAUUAUCCGCGGGUGGCAGUAAUGCACACCACGAGUUGUUUGCGAGCUGCCAGAAGGACAAUCGAAGAAGCUCUAUUGAGACUUGUGGUUGUCUCGGCAACCGGUAUACAACAGGGGAAGCCAGGCCUGGCUUCACCUCCUGGCACUUUGCUUUGUAGUUGGAUCAAAAGUUGACCCUUUUGAAGAUGCCGACCAAUAAUGCUGCAGCACCUGGGAAAAAGAAGGUGCCUGCUGCAAAGUCACAAAAAGCAAGCAACAAGAAAAAGGAUGAGGAAGAUGACUUUGGUGAUUAUGGCUGGGAAGAAAGGACUCAUGGCAAACUUACGAAACCUGCUGAUCAACUGGAUCUCACUGAAGCUGAGCUGAAGGAGGAAGUCACAAGGAUUCUGACAGCCGAAAAUCCACACGCGCCGCAAAAUAUCGUCCGAUACAGCUUCAAGGAAGGUGCUUUCAAGCUGACCAGUGUUGUUGAUCAGCUGGCUGUCCACUUUGUCCUGGAUGGUUGUCUCAUUCAUCAGGACUCUGAUGAGGCUCGCAGGCUGGCAGCCAGUGGAGACCUUCCUGAAGAGACAACAACGGUUGAUACUGGAGCCGAGCCUGAUGAGGGAAAAACAGAAAUACUGGAUGCGUCUGGAGAUGGAGGUGAGGAUGAGGAUGCUGGGGAAGAUGACAGGCCAGAUAGCGUUGCCUCCAAAACAAAUGAGCAGGAGCCAAAAUGUACAAACCAGUUCAAUUUCAUUGAAAGAGCUUCGCAAACACUCAAUAAUGCACUGCGGGAUAGAAGCUGCCAGACGGUACCGCCUCCACGCUGCAACUAUUCGGCCACCGCUACUCAGUGGGAGAUAUAUGACGCGUACACGGAGGAGCUGCAGAAACAAGAAAUGAAAAAAGACAAGCAGAGAGCCUUCCAAAUAAAGAAAGAUGGCGACCAGAACAAAAAGAAGAUAUUGAAUGAAACGCCGAAUGAUGACAUCACACCAAUGGCCAUGCCAGUCACACUGUUGGAACGAAUGGUCAAUCAGAAUACAUGCAAUGACAUAGCACAAGAUUUCAAAUACUUUGAGGAUGCGGCGGAUGAAUAUAGGGAGCAAGAGGGCACUCUUCUUCCCUUGUGGAAGUUCCAAUAUGACAAAGCCAAAUGGAUGUGUGUCACGGCACUCUGCUGGAAUGAGAAAUAUCCCGAUCUUUUUGGCGUGGCCUUGGGAUCUUAUGACUUCAGCAAACAGGGCCGCGGGAUGCUCCUCUUCUACACCUUGAAGAACUCCACCUUCCCCGAGUACAUCUUCCCAACGGGUUCUGGCGCCCUGAGCCUCGACAUUCAUAAGCGAAAUUCCUAUCUGGUGGCCGCCGGUUUCUAUGAUGGCUGCGUUUGUGUGUACAACUUGAAGAAGAAGGGACCGGAACCUGAAUACAAGAGCAAUGCGAAAACUGGCAAGCACACUGACCCUGUCUGGCAGGUGCGAUGGCAGAAUGACGACAUGGACAACAAGCAUAAUUUCUAUUCUGUGUCCUCUGAUGGCCGUGUUGUGUCUUGGACACUCAUUAAGAAUGAGCUGGUCUUCUCAGACACUAUCAGGCUCACGGUGGCUGAUCCUGAUGGUAUUCAGGAGCGCAGCACUGUUGGCGGUACAUGCUUUGACUUCCACAAACAGACCGACUCUCUUUUUGUCGUUGGCACUGAGGAGGGUAAAAUACAUAAGUGCUCCAAGAAUUACUCCAGCCAGUUCCUAGAGACUUACGCUGCCCACAACAUGGCAGUGGAUGCCGUGAAGUGGAAUCCUUACCACCCAAAGGUUUUCAUCUCUUGCAGCUCAGACUGGACCAUCAAGAUCUGGGACCAUACUGUCAACACUCCCAUGUUCACAUUUGAGCUCAACGCUCCAGUUGCUGAUGUGGCCUGGGCACCACACUCCUCCACUAGCUUUGCUGCUGUCACCACAGAAGGAUUGGUCCACGUUUUUGACCUGAGCAUCAACAAGUAUCAGGCUAUCUGCCAGCAGCCGGUGGUGGCAAAAAAUAAGACCAAACUGACUCACAUUGAAUUUAAUCCUGUCCAUCCCAUCAUCAUCGUGGGAGACGACAGAGGCUCUGUCAUCAGCCUGAAACUGUCCCCGAACCUCCGCAAGAAACCAAAGGGCAAGAAAGGUCAAGAGCUGCCCGAAGGUCCCGAAGUGGAAACGGCCAAGAUGGAGAAGCUUCUCAACUUACUGAGGGACUCGGAGCAAAGCAGUGUCAAGUGACCCCUCACCGUUUCCUUGUCGCCACGUGUCCAAGAAGUCAGUGCAAAAAAAA
Messenger RNA from Hippocampus comes (tiger tail seahorse), 2446 nucleotides. RefSeq names its product dynein, axonemal, intermediate chain 1, paralog 2 (gene dnai1.2). Gene Ontology annotation, cellular component: outer dynein arm. The coding region runs from base 340 to 2394 and encodes 684 amino acids. NCBI's taxonomy places the organism in Eukaryota, Metazoa, Chordata, Actinopteri, Syngnathiformes, Syngnathidae. Gene Ontology annotation, molecular function: dynein light chain binding; dynein heavy chain binding. The record is from RefSeq and is a predicted model, not a curated record. Gene Ontology annotation, biological process: outer dynein arm assembly; cilium movement. The transcript is spliced from 20 exons.